Molecule: messenger RNA, 1076 nt
Organism: Musa acuminata subsp. malaccensis (wild Malaysian banana)
Lineage: Eukaryota; Viridiplantae; Streptophyta; Magnoliopsida; Zingiberales; Musaceae
Product: lysine-rich arabinogalactan protein 18-like
Cellular component (GO): plasma membrane
Source: RefSeq, a predicted model, not a curated record
CAUCGCUCGCGUCGUGCGAUCGCGUAUAGCGUCCCGCAAGCAAGGCGGCCCUCCCUUGUCCCGAACGCCAAGCGCGCCCCUUCGCUCCCGCUCUAUUUAGUCUUCGCCUCCCAACUCCCACUCGUCGCUCCACGCCUUUUCUUCACGUCUCCUUGUUCGUGAUGGAUCACCGCGCCGUCCUCUUCAUUGCCCUCGUCUUCGUCGCGGCGUCCCACGCUGGCGCCCAAUCCCCGGCCGCCGCCCCGACCAAACCCGUCACCCCCGCCCCUACUGCUGCCCCUAUCAAGCCUGCCACUCCCGCUCCCGCUGCCGCCCCUACCAAGCCAACCCCCGCCCCCUCCACAGCUCCGGUUGCCACCCCAGCCAAAGCCCCCGUCGCCGCUGCCCCCACCACUGCCCCGCCUGCCCCCGCCCCCAUGACACCUCCGCCGGUACCCGUGCCAGUGAGUUCUCCGCCUACCCCUCCGCCGACAUUGUCGUCACCGGUGCCGGCACCAGCUGCUCCGGUCCCGGCCGCUGCUCCGCCGAAGCCAACGGAUGUGCCCGCGCCAGCGCCGAGCAAGAGCAAGAAGAAGAAGCCAAAGACGACGAAGAAGAAGAAGCAUAGCGCAGCCCCCGCCCCGGCGCCGUUAGCACACACCCCUCCUGCACCUCUCACCGAGUCGCCGGCGGGGAUCGGCGAGUCGCCAGCACCCAGCCUUGCCGCUGACCAAACCAGUGGUGCGGAGACGCUGCGACACAAAGUAGCAGGUCGCAUGUCGGCGGCGUGGCUUCUGCCGCUGGGCUUCGCCGCACUGGCCUGGAUAUGAAGCUGGCGUAUACGCACACAGAAGCAUAUCUUCUCUCCCCUCCUACUUUUAUUUUUAUUUACGUGUGCCACGUUCAUUUGGAUUUGUUUACUUCAAGAGGAGACAUUGUGGUAGAAUUAAGUUUUAUUUGAGUCAGUGAUGUGCAUUCUUUUUUCUCCUCACUUGGUGUGUUACUGUUAUGGUGUGCUGGAUCAGUUCACAUGCAUGCCAGUCUAAACAUUUUGUCCAGUGUGGGUAUUCAUGUGCAUUAAGUAUUAUUAUACGUUA